UCCAUUACGAGCAACUCCGCCGCCGCCGUAAAGCCAUCUCCCCCAUCCGCCGCCGCCGCCACCGCUGCUGGUGGGACGGGCCGUGCGUCCGUUCCAGCGAAGAGGAGCAGCGGGUCGGAGGAGCCGCCGGCGAGGUCGGGCCGCGGGGGAUCGAGAUGGUGCUGUGGGAGCUCACGGCCAUCACCGCCUACUUCCUCGGGCUGAGGCGCACCUACCGCCUCGCGCUCCGCAUCCAGCGCCGCCUCAUCCCGCCCAACCACCCCAGGAUCCGGGACUUCGUCUACAGGCGCACACGGGAUGUCUUCAACGUCGCAGUGUCGGUCCACAAGAACAUUCAGCAGAGAGACAUAGAGGUCGGCCGGAACCUCGGAAACGCGAUCCUUCGCUGGCUUGAUCGCAUGAAGCCAUCAGCGGAGAUCCGCCCCCGUCUUCCAGGCCCACCAAACGGCAGCACGGCCGAGCAGUUCAGACAUGUAUCGAGCGCGAGCAGGGGCGCGGGGGCACAGAAGACCUCCUCCUCCUCCAAAGCUUCGCCCCACGACUCCAGCGGGAAGAUGCUGUUCUCGCGCCUCAACAUUGGGCCCAAGCACUUCCCGGUUCUGCCCACGCUAGCACAGCCCAACAGGAUCAGCGCGAGCAGCCAGUGCAGGCGCUUCUCCUACUCCUACGCCCCGUUCCCGUCGGUCACUGCCAGGAGGAAGGGUGUCUUCCGCGAGGACAUUGCACAGCUGAUGGUGUAAGGAUCUAAAAUACUUGCCAGCGAUCUCGUGUACUGUUUUUUUUGUUUUUGGAACACUGGACUUAGUGAUUUGCCCAGAUCAGAUGUCUGAUGUGUCUUGGUUUAAUAAUAAAGAAGCGAGCGAGCGCAGGGGAAAUUGUCACUGCUGCUGCGGUUUAGGCCAUUAGAUUUGUAACCAAAUGCUCAGAUGAACAGCAUUUCGUGUUUGGUAAUGAACACCAGAACAUGUGCACUCGUUUAUGUGCUA
Molecule: messenger RNA, 986 nt
Organism: Zea mays
Lineage: Eukaryota; Viridiplantae; Streptophyta; Magnoliopsida; Poales; Poaceae
Exons: 2
Coding region: 156-740 (194 amino acids)
Source: RefSeq, marked validated